CUUCCAAGGCGCAAACCAUCAUUCAACUAUCUCAAUCACUUCCAACUUCUGCCACUCAUCCAAUGCUCAAUCAUCUGAGCCCUCGGGGGUUCCACUUUGACACCACCACCAAUACCCGAGACCUUUCUUCACGAGAAUACCAUCAUCACUUUUACCCCCACGCAAUCCACAAUUCCGCGAAUUCAAAUGCGCCAUCGUUAUGUCAGUCACAUCACUCUCAACACAACGCUCAAACUAUCUAUCACCCCCAUUCAUUACAGCGCGACACUCCCACCGGCACUGAUUCUUCACAACCGCCUAUCAUCAACAAUUUG
Acaulospora colombiana is the source of this 314-nucleotide messenger RNA. NCBI's taxonomy places the organism in Eukaryota, Fungi, Glomeromycota, Glomeromycetes, Diversisporales, Acaulosporaceae. The record is from the annotation of a GenBank genome assembly.